Molecule: messenger RNA, 2824 nt
Organism: Cyprinus carpio (common carp)
Lineage: Eukaryota; Metazoa; Chordata; Actinopteri; Cypriniformes; Cyprinidae
Product: calcium-binding protein 39-like
Biological process (GO): intracellular signal transduction
Molecular function (GO): protein serine/threonine kinase activator activity
Source: RefSeq, a predicted model, not a curated record
CCGGGUAACACACGACGCCUCGCCUCAGUGAGGGAGGGAAGCGCCAAUCACCGCGCGGCAUCUGACCUGAGAUCAGCUCGCUCAUCACAGACCCCACCGCCACCGAUAGCCGCAGAACCGAUCCCAGAUCAUCCUUUAACCGCGGAAAGCCACUCGACACAGGGAGUUUGUUAUAAACCCAUCAUGUAUUUUGCAGAUAUGCGCGUUUGAGUCACAGUCAGUGUUUAAUUCGCUUAUACACACACAUUCCGCUGACGCGCGCGCGCACACACACACACACACACAGUCUGUUGGCGUGAUCAGGACGGCUGCUCGCGAGCACACACACACAACCAAAGCAGCCACAGAAGACACAGUUACAUCGCAGCUCUGUUCUAAAGUCUACGGCCGCUACCAUGCCACUAUUUGGUAAACCUCACAAGAACCCCACAGAAAUUGUGAAGACCCUGAAGGACAACCUCUCCAUCCUGGUCAAGCAGGACAAGAAGACAGAGAAGGCUUCAGAGGAGGUGUCGAAAUGUCUGGUGGCGAUGAAGGAGAUCCUGUACGGCACUAACGAUAAGGAGCCACACACAGAAACGGUGGCCCAACUGGCUCAAGAGCUCUACAACAGCGGCCUGCUCAUCUCACUGGUGGAAAACCUGCAGCUCAUUGAUUUUGAGGGUAAAAAGGAUGUUUGUCAGAUCUUCAACAACAUCCUGCGCAGGCAGAUCGGGACCCGCAGCCCAACGGUGGAAUAUUUCUGCUCUCAUCAGGAAGUUCUUUUCAUCUUACUCAAAGGGUAUGAGACCCCUCAGGUGGCACUGAAUUGUGGGAUUAUGCUGCGUGAGUGCAUCCGGCAUGAACCUCUCGCCAAAAUCGUCCUCCAUUCUGAACACUUUAAAGAUUUCUUCGGCUACGUGGAGAUGUCCACAUUUGACAUCGCCUCUGAUGCGUUUGCCACCUUCAAGGACCUGCUCACAAGACACAAGGUUCUGGUGGCGGAAUUUUUAGAACAGAACUAUGAUGCGGUUUUUGAUAACUAUGAGAAACUGCUUCACUCUGAGAACUACGUGACCAAGAGACAGUCGUUGAAGCUGCUGGGUGAACUGCUCCUGGACAGACACAACUUCACAGUCAUGACACGGUACAUCAGUAAACCAGAGAACCUGAAGCUCAUGAUGAACCUCCUGCGAGACAAGAGCCCCAACAUUCAGUUUGAGGCUUUCCAUGUCUUUAAGGUGUUUGUGGCCAAUCCAAAUAAAACACAACCCAUCGUAGACAUUCUCUUGAAGAACCAAACGAAACUCAUCGACUUCCUUAGCAACUUUCAGAAGGAUCGCACAGACGACGAGCAGUUUAAUGACGAAAAGACGUAUCUCGUCAAACAAAUACGAGACCUAAAGAAGCCAGCCUCCUAAAUUUUAGCUACUGCAGUAUUAGGGAAAAAAAAAAUAUUAACAAUAAUAAUUCUAUUUAAAAUCUUGGAAAUUUUCUUUUCUUAGUUCUGAGGCUUACAAAAGAAGGUUCCUGAUCUUUGAUGUUCUCUGUCAUUUUUUUUUGCUUUUCAUUAUCCUCUUAUGUUUUAUUUUAUUGGAAACUUUUGUGCCAUGAUAGGAUGUUUUAAAAAGUAGGAAUCAGCCAGUUUGCGUUACAGGAAAAACCGUCUAAGAACAUCGAGACACCUUGCGGAUGAGGAAGUACAGGUAAACUUUCAUUUUCCGUUUCUGGAUGUUUUUCACGAGGCUGGACAUUCUACGUUUUCCAUGGCAUCGACAGCGCCACAACACGGCAGUUUCGCUAUGCUAGAAGAGAUUGUGUCAUGUGGCUAUUGCUGGAAAAGGGGUGAAAUUCCCAAAAGAUUAAUUCUAAGCUGUUGAUUUUCUGUUGAUGACUUGUAACUGCACUACUCUUCAUUCUUGCAUUCCUCCUUUGUCAACUUUUCAUGGCUUUUCUCUGGCAUCAGCAUCCACUUUUAUUUCAUCAGCCUGUGCUUUAUUCAGAACACUACAAACUUGAUCAUUUCCUCCCUGUUCUCUUUAUUCUGUUUGUAUUUUAUAAGAAUGAUUCAGAAGGAUGAAUUCAACUAUCAGUAUUUUAAUUAUUGUUUAUCUGAGCUGAAACAGAAAGAGCAUCUGUGGGUCUUCAUUUACAUUGAGUUGCUGCCAGGCCAUUUUUCUGAUCAGAAAGCAUCACUAUUUUGCUUUAUAUAUUUUUAUUUGAUGUUUACUUAUGUUUAAAACAGACAAAAGCUGAUUUUACUCUUAAGGUGGUUGUCAUUUUAGAAGAAUCUUGGAAAAUCAACUUUGGCACUAAGUGAACUGGUGUAUAUUCCAACUUCAUGUAGAUCGGUGAGGUAUAGCUAUAGUGCUGUGGUAUUACUAUUGGAUGCUCUGUACUAUAGUAACCUUAGUGCUAUAGUAUUUGUUAACUUUAGUACAUCAUACUAAAUUACUUAUACUGUAGUGCAGCUGUAGUAUAAUAUUCAUUUCUAUACUAUAGUAUACCUUUUACUGUAGUAUGUAUUUUGUGCUAUAACCCACAAUUUAUCUGUUUAUGAUGAUUUUGACAGAAGUAGAUUGUUGCAUAGCUGAAAAACAAGAUGAAAUGAGGACAAAAAUGUAAAAACAGGUGCCUUUUGUUUUUGAGUUGUUAAUUUACUCUUUUGUUCUUUUUUUAUUUGAGAAGAAAUUUUGGAAGGGGGAGCUUAAUUUCUUUUUAUUGUAUUUAAUAUGUUCUCAUUGAGCAUAUUUAGCUUGAUUAAGCAAUGAACCUCUUUAACUCACUAUAUUUGAGUUAUGCUGUUGAAGAAAAUUCAUUAAAUUUCAUUCUUUUUUUUCCUCUA